Messenger RNA from Striga hermonthica, 999 nucleotides. NCBI's taxonomy places the organism in Eukaryota, Viridiplantae, Streptophyta, Magnoliopsida, Lamiales, Orobanchaceae. The record is from the annotation of a GenBank genome assembly.
AUGGGGUACGAAGGGCAAGAGAGCGGCCAUGAAGAGGGCGUGAUGGCGACUGAUUUCUUUUGGUCGUACACAGACGAGCCGCACGCUUCCCGGCGGCGACAGAUCCUCUCUCAGUACCCUCAAAUCAGGCAGCUCUUUGGCCCCGACCCCUUUGCUUUCCUCAAGAUAGCCGCAGUUGUACUGCUCCAGCUAUGGACCGCGACUUAUCUCCACAAUGCCUCAUGGACAAAAAUCUUAAUCGUUGCCUAUUUUUUCGGUUCUUUCCUCAACCAUAACCUCUUCCUUGCCAUUCAUGAGCUCAGCCACAACCUGGCUUUCUCAACCCCAGUUUACAACCGAUGGCUCGGCAUUUUCGCCAACCUCCCCAUAGGUGUGCCCAUGUCCGUUACCUUCCAAAAGUACCACCUUGAGCACCACAGAUUCCAAGGGGUAGAUGGUGUCGACAUGGAUGUGCCCAGCCUAACCGAGACCAAACUCGUUCGAAAUGUAUUCACAAAAUCCAUAUGGGUCCUUUUUCAACUCUUCUUUUACGCUCUACGCCCCCUGUUUCUCAAGCCGAAGCCACCUGGCAUUUGGGAGUUUGUUAAUCUAUUUAUCCAGGUCGGAUUAGAUGCUGGCAUGGUUUAUUUCUGGGGCUGGAAGUCUCUCGGUUACUUGAUUUUGUCCACUUUUGUUGGGGGAGGAAUGCACCCGAUGGCAGGCCACUUUAUUUCGGAACACUAUGUGUUUAACCCGGAACAGGAGACUUAUUCAUAUUACGGGCCAUUGAAUCUUAUGACGUGGAGCGUGGGCUAUCACAACGAGCACCAUGAUUUCCCGAGGAUACCGGGAAGUAGGCUUCACAAGGUGAAGGAGAUUGCGCCCGAGUAUUAUAAUAGUUUGGAUUCGUACAGGUCUUGGAGCCAGGUGAUAUACGCAUAUAUUAUGGAUAGGACAGUGGGGCCCUUUAGCCGGAUGAAGAGGAGCUUGUCCACAAAGUCCAUGAAUAAAUCGGAGUAG